Messenger RNA from Erpetoichthys calabaricus (reedfish), 3448 nucleotides. It is a transcript of the gene heatr3, whose product is annotated as HEAT repeat containing 3. NCBI's taxonomy places the organism in Eukaryota, Metazoa, Chordata, Cladistia, Polypteriformes, Polypteridae. Gene Ontology annotation, biological process: ribosomal large subunit biogenesis; protein import into nucleus. Bases 74 to 2086 code for a protein of 670 amino acids. The transcript is spliced from 15 exons. The record is from RefSeq and is a predicted model, not a curated record.
CGGGCGCAUGCGCAAUUUUCACUCGUGCCCGACCCACAUGGCGAUUAUAGCAAGUGGCUGAGAACUGGUUAUAAUGGGUAAAAGUAAAGCGAAAAAGUUUAAAAGGCAGCAUUUUAGUCCUACCGGGCUUCCGGACAGUACCGACGUGCAGGUGGAACAGGAAGUAGAAAACUGUUGCCCUGCUGUGGAAUUGUUGGAAAAGCUGCAGGAUCCCUGUCCAGAUGUGCGAGAAUAUGCAUGUGCUAGUAUUUCACGUCUGGUACAAGAGACACGGGUCAUCCCCUCUUUCCUACAGCAGGAUGUGGUCAGGUGUUUGGGGCCAAUGCUGCUUGACAAAAGCAUAGCUGUGCAGGAGACAGCUGCAGGUGCCCUAAGGAACCUAAGUGCAUGUGGUGGCCUGGAGGUCUGUGAUGCAAUGGUGAAACAAGAUAUUUUGACACCUUUGGCUGCUUUGUUGCAGGAGUGCAGCAGCAGACUUAAUAGAAGCCUGAACACUAUGGAGAAAUAUGAGAAUGGUAGAAGGAACCGUCUUGAGGAAGUUACUACUGAGGCUAUACAUUUGCUGUGGAAUCUUUGUGAAAGCAGCAGUCUGGCUGUAUCUAUAUUCAACAAAGAAGGGCUUAUCAAUGUUCUUGUGCAGUGCCUUCAGAAGCAUGAGGAAAAUAUGGACCUAGCCAUUUGUUCUGCUUAUUGCUUGCAAACUGUGACAGAAGACAACCCAGAGCUGUUGGCAUCCUUUUCUGCAUCGACUCUUCAAAUCCUUGACGUUCUGAUCAUGCAGUCUGCAAUUUCAAUGCAGCAUUUGCUUCUCCGAACCCUGGUUGCUGGAUGUGUUUGGAAUCUAAAAGGAAUCCUAUCCUGUACUGCUCAGGCAGAAGCAGUGAGCACAGUGGCCAGGAUACUUUCAGAGACUCUUGAAGUUGAUGCUGGACAGGUAAUCAUGGAGUUGAAGCAGGCAGAAUCUCAAAAGCUUGCAGAAGUAAAUGCCAGUAUGAGGCCAAGAGAGGAGGAUGCUAUGGACGAAGAGUCCAUGAAGAUAUGUUGUGUACCCAAUCAAGGGCUAGAGGACAUGUCGGACCUACUUCCGCCUCGUGAUGAAGAACUGAAGCAAGCUGAAGCUGUACUUUGUGCCCAACAGACUGCUUUGGAGAUUCUCGUUAAUAUGUGUUGUUCAGAAGAACCUUCAGAUGAUGAGUGGGAGGAGGUGUCCAGCAGUGAUGAAAGUGACCUUUGUGCAGAGACUUGCAUAUGUGAUUCUGGUACAGACAACCAAAUGAUGUCACCAUUAUGUUUAUCAUCUGAAGUCCAUGCAGCUUUAAUCAAACACUGUGUCCCAGAAAAGGUGAUAAAGAAGACUACAUUGUGCAAUAAUGUUAUAUCUGAGAUUUGUUUUAAAAUUCCUUCCUGGAAAACCUUAGUUAAGAAAAUGCAGCGAGUCCAGUGCAGGGCCCUGACCUGUAUCCAGAACAUGCUUUCGGUUAUGGACCCAGAUGUGCUGGGCGAUGAAGCUGCACUCCGGACAGUUGCAGAACAUUUGAGUCAGCUGCUUUUCACUAAUUUGGAUCCUCCAAGGGAAGAAGAGUUCCUGGAAGCCGUCACAAGUGCAAUACGAUCCCUGUUUCAGGUCUUGGCUUCAAGGGGCAUUCCACAGUCUCUCGGUUCCCAGCAGUUCCUGGUUUUCUCAGAGUCCGCUCUCCGGUGUUCCAAUCCUGGUGUGAGGCUGAAUGUUGUCAGCAUCCUGGGGGUCAUGGGCAGCACACUGAGCAAACAAGCUGGUACAGCUGAAACUCUGCAUAUGAUUGGUAACUUCCUCCUGCAAGUAGCUAUGAAGGAUCCUUACCUUAUGGUCGUGGGAGAAGCUCUGGAUGCCAUAUUUGACGUUUUUGGUGAUGGAAAGGAGGCAGAAUUAGCAGCCAGGUCUAUUCAGUUACUACCAACGCUGAGAAACCUUCAGCCGCUCUUCAGGGCAAAGAUUCGUAAAGAAGGAAAAGACAAAUACUCCAGUGAUCAGCUUUGUGUCUUGGAUAAUGUUAAAGUGAACUUGAGAAGAUUCAUUGCAUAUCAAGAGAGCUUGCAGAAAUCAUGAGUGCAGUGAGGAGUUGCCUUUUUUUACUGCAGUUCCACAGUUGUCCAUGUAUUGGCAUUCACUAGGUGCUUCUGGGCACAGAGUUACUCUGGCAUUUUCCUCAAGAAUGGAGUGGUUAAAUAUCCCUUUAAUCUCUUCAAAUAAAUGACUAUUUUUUUGAUUGAAUAGGUCACAUCGGUGUCAUGACCUUUUAUAAAGUUGGUGGCUAAUGAAGAAAUUGAUCAUGUACCUGCAAGUGGAACAAAAUUUAAAAAGUAGACGGCAAUGGCUUUUGUGAGGUUCUGUUUAUUUAUUUUACUGCAUCUUUUAAGUUUUAAAUGAUUUGAUUCCCAGUAAUUUGUGACUAAAAUUUACACACAAACAAUGGUCACUAUGUGAAUUUUAUAGUCUUCAUGGAUUCAUAUCUACUGUUAAGGAUGAGCAGGUCUCAUUUGGAUAUGCAUUUGAAUACUCAUUUGGAACUCUAAGGGUGCUUACAAACAUUAAUCAAAAACUGACCUAUGAUUUGGGUAACGUGUUUUGAAUGACUAAGUUGUGUUUUGUCCUCUUGUGUGAGAGCAGCAUAACACCAUUGUGAACCCUUAGCAACACAUGAGGGUUUACUAUGUGCAGCUUUUCUUGGCUCCAGCCACCUUACCACAUGGAGAUGAAGUGACUUCUACAUUAAGGUAACAUUUAAGUGAAAUGAUGGAUCUGAGUUACAAAUGGUGUAGAGGUGGUUUGCAUGCCUCAAAGAUGGUAUUCUUCAUAUAUAAAAAAAGCUUUAACUGAUUCUGGCGCUGCAUACUGUGUACUUAAUUACUAAAGUGUGUGUUUGAGUGAGGUGGAAGAAGAAAAAGAUGCAAAGCCAAUCAAUUUAGUUUAACCAAAAGCCAAUAAUAAUUAUUAUUAUUAUUAUUAUUAUUAAUAACCAAGAGCCUUGAUUAAAAUGGGAGCUGGCAGUUAAUUUUUGUCAUGUUAACGUAUAUGUGUGCAGCAUUAAUUAGCUGCUUCUAAUAAAAUAUAGUGGGGGGUAACAGCUGAUUAAGUCCAUUGUGAUAAUUUUCUAAAAGAAAAAUAUGGGCUGGAAUGAAUCUCUGACACAGCAUAAGAGGUAUAAGAAACACAAUUUUUCAUGGCAUAUUAUGGUUUCAUAAACCAAAUGAAUUGGUUUUUAAUUAAGAGGUUAAUUGACGCAGAAGUCUGCCAGUUGCUGUGGUUGUCCUACUCCUGGACUAGUCCCCUCAACUUGAGCUUCUCUGAAGGGAGACCAUCUACACACCGGUAUUGACAUUUACCUGCUCUUUAUUGUUCUAUCAAUCAUCUGUUCCACAUGUAGAUUGCAAAAGAAAGAUACAUGGUUAGAAUGGUACAAUUUUUUUC